CCUGCUGAUAGUGCUGACACGUGACAGACGUCAGAAUUCAAUCAAUUCAACUAAUCAAUCCAAUGUGCGCCCACAACACAUCAGACAGCGGCUGUAGGGUAUCGUCGUAUAUAUUAAUAUUUAAUUCACUAAUUAAAUAUUUGUCGAUACACUUCUUGUUUCAGUUAAAAUUGUAGUAUACGAAUGAUGAUUAUUAAAAAUAUAACAUUCUGUAAUUGAUAACAAUUGAACUUUGACAUUGAUGUAAGAUAUUUACAAUCAACGUCUAUGAACUUCAUUCUACAAUCAUUCCAAAUUUAGACUGUGAUCAGUUAGUACACGAGUUCAGGAUGUGCAUAUUAAGGUUUUUCUCAUCUGAAGCAUUUAGUGCACAUAAGACCAAGGAGAUCCUUGAGAAAUUAAAACUUGUUGAUUCGGAUGUAGCAGAACUUUCUACAGAACUCUGUUACCAUGUGGAGUUGUGUGAAGGAUGUGACUAUCUCAACAUCAAUCAAAUUAAGGUUCUCAAGUGGCUGCUCAGCUCACCUUUGCAGCCUCAAGCCUUAAAAAAUGAAACUAUUUACAAGAAUGUAAAGGAAAAUCAAGCUAUCAUUGAAAUUGGGCCAAGAUUCAACUUUUCAACAGCUGACUCUAGUAAUUCUGUCCAAAUAUGUGAAAGUGUGGGGCUGCGAGAUGUUACUCGCUUAGAGGUGUCCACAAGAUAUCUCAUUACCUUUAACAGAGCAAAAAAUGUAUCAGAGAAGUUAUUUGAGUCCUUGGCAGCACCACUGCAUGAUAGAAUGACCCAGUGUAUCUAUACAAAGGAUAAUCUGCCUAGGUCAAGUUUUAAUGAAGGUUUGCCUAAAGAUCUUGAGCCAUGGUAUGUAGUGCCACUACAAAAAGAAGGCAGACCAGCUAUGGAGAAAGUCAAUACAAAGUUAGGGUUAGCUUUUGAUUCUUGGGACAUUGACUUUUAUAUGGACCUGUUUGUGAAUAAAUUGAAGCGUGAUCCAACUAGUGUUGAGUUAUUUGACCUUGCUCAGAGUAAUAGUGAACAUUCGCGCCAUUGGUUCUUCAAGGGAAAAUUAAUAUUAGAUGGAGAAGAGAUAGAUGAAUCGCUUAUUGAUAUGGUUGCAUCCACUCAAGCAACUUCCAAUGAUAAUAAUGUUAUUAAGUUUGGAGAUAACAGCAGUGCCAUCAAAGGCUUCAAACAUACCAAAUUACGGCCGACAAAUGUUCGGGUGCCAUCUCAGGUUGUUGAGGAACAGACUGAGUCGGACAUCAUAUUUACAGCUGAGACACAUAACAUGCCAACAGCUGUUGCCCCAUUCAGUGGAGCAACUACUGGUACUGGAGGUCGUAUUAGAGACGUUCAGGGUGUAGGCCGUGGUGGGCACACCGUAGCUGGCACAGCUGGGUACAGUGUUGGCAAUUUGCAUGUUCCCGGAUAUGAAAUGCCUUGGGAGGACAAGGACUGGGAAUACCCUAGCAAUUUCGCAAGUCCCCUGCAAAUUAUCAUAGAAGCCAGUAAUGGUGCCUCGGAUUAUGGUAACAAGUUUGGAGAACCACUGAUUACAGGUUUUGUUCAAUCUUACGGUUUGAAGAAUGGCGACAAUGUAAGGGAGGAAUUUGUUAAGCCUAUUAUGUUUAGUGGUGGUAUUGGAUACAUGCCUCACAAUAUGAUUAAGAAGAAUAAUCCAGAGGAAGGAAUGAUGUUGGUGAAGAUAGGAGGGCCAGUCUACCGUAUUGGUGUGGGUGGCGGCGCUGCGUCAUCCGUUGCCGUGCAGGGUGGAGACUCAAGAGACCACGCACUAGAUUUUGGAGCUGUUCAGAGAGGUGAUGCAGAAAUGGGCAAUCGUCUGAAUAGGGUAGUUAGAGGAUGUUUGGAGGCGGAUAUUAAUCCUGUCGAAUCUAUACACGACCAAGGAGCGGGUGGCAACGGUAACGUUCUUAAAGAGUUGGUAGAACCAAAAGGUGCAGUUGUAUACACGAAGGAGUUCCAACUAGGUGACCCAACUAUCACCACGCUUGAACUAUGGGGAGCUGAGUAUCAGGAAAAUGACGCUUUGCUUUGUUCAAAGAAAAACAGGCCUACUCUUGAAGAUAUUUGUCGUCGUGAAAGAUGCCCCGUAUCGUUCGUAGGGGAAGUUACGGGAGACGGUUACAUGAGUCUUGUAGAAGAUUCAUACUCUGAGAAAUACUUGGACAGGACCGAAAGAUUGCGUGAGGCUAACAAGUCAAAGUUGCCCUAUGAUCUACAUCUGGAAGCAGUAUUAGGUAACAUGCCAAGGAAAACAUUUGAUUUAGUAACGGAGAAGAGAACCAAACUGCCGCUGACGUUGCCAGAAAACAUUACUGUUCAUGAUGCUCUUGACAGGGUACUGAGACUAGUAAAUGUUGCCAGCAAAAGAUAUUUGACCAACAAAGUAGACCGUUGCGUUACUGGGUUAGUAGCUCAGCAGCAGUGUGUGGGUCCACUGCAUACGCCCCUUGCGGACUGCGCCAUUAUAGCUCUGUCUUAUUACGACCUUGUUGGUUCAGCUACUUCCAUCGGUACUCAGAAUAUCAAGGGGUUGUUGGACCCUGCAGCAGGAGCUCGUAUGUCUCUUGGCGAAGCUUUGACAAACUUGGUGUUUGCCGGCAUCAGCUCGCUGGAGGACGUGAAGUGCUCGGGCAACUGGAUGUGGGCGGGCAAGACGGGCGCGGAGGGCGGCGCGCUGCUGGCGGCGUGUCGCGGCGUCACGCGCGCCAUGGCCGCGCUCGGCGUCGCCGUGGACGGCGGGAAGGACUCGCUCUCCAUGUGCGCGCAUGUGGCCGGCCAGAAAGUUAAAUCACCUGGGACUUUGGUCGUGUCAACCUAUGCUCCAUGCCCUGACAUAAGAGUGAAAAUUGAACCAGCUUUAGUAGAAGAAGGCUCAGCUCUCGUUUAUGUUCCAGUGAGCUCUGGCAAAUACAGACUCGGUGGAUCUGCGUUGGCGCAGUGUUACAAACAACUCGGAGACAACCCACCAGAUCUCGAUGAUCCAACUGUAUUGAAAUCUAUGUUCAAAGUUACACAGAAAUUGUUAAAGGAGGGCAAGUUACUGUCUGGACAUGACGUCAGCGAGGGAGGUUUUGUGACAACAGCUCUAGAGAUGGGAAUCGGUGGUAUUCGCGGUUUGAAUAUCGAUUUGCAAGUGGAAUCCAAUGUGUCAGCAAUUCAAGCAUUGUUUAACGAGGAACUAGGAAUCAUAGUUGAAGUGUCCCGCAACAACCUAUCGAGUGUUCUGAGUGAAUACAAAAACAAUGGAGUUGAUGCUAAACAAGUUGGUACUACCGGAAAGUACGGAAUGAACUCUGAGGUAACAAUCAAAGUCAACGGUGAAAAGGUUCUUAACACGAAAUUGGUGGAUGUGUUUAGAAUGUGGGAAGAAACCAGCUACCGUCUAGAAUGCUUGCAAGCUAACUCAGGAUGUGUUACCCAAGAAUGGAAAGGACUUGAGAAACGCAAGGGUGUCACUUACAAUGUCACUUUCGAUCCUUCAUCAGCUAUUAUUAAAACGAAAUCAAUUAAGGUAGCAGUUCUUCGUGAGGAAGGAACGAAUGGUGACAGGGAAAUGAUUGCCUCUCUGAUGAUGGCCAACUUUGACGUUUUCGACGUGACAAUGAGCGACUUGCAAAGCAAGAAGAUCACAUUGGAUGCGUUCCAAGGAUUAGUAUUCCCCGGCGGUUUCAGUUAUGCUGAUACCCUUGGAUCAGCCAAGGGAUGGGCAGCCGGCAUUUUAUUCUCAGAUUCUUUAAGCUCCCAGUUCGCCCAUUUCAAAAACAGAACUGAUACAUUUUCAUUGGGAGUGUGCAAUGGAUGUCAACUGAUGGGCCUUCUCGGUUGGGUCGAUCCAGAAACUACAACGAAAGGCGGCAACAGAACUCAAAUCUUUUUGGACCACAAUUCUUCGGAAAGAUUUGAAUGCCGCUGGAGUGCAGUCAAAAUAACUGAAACGAAAUCGGACGUAUGGUUCCGCGGUAUGGGCGGCAGUGUGCUCGGAGUGUGGGUGGCUCACGGCGAGGGACGGUUCACGGUGUCCGAGCCCGCGCUGCUACACAAACUGCAGGACAACGGACAAGUCGCCAUGCAGUAUGUAGACGAUGAUGGCGCACCUACUGAACAGUACCCCAUGAAUCCAAAUGGAAGCCCAAUCGGUAUAGCGGGCGUGAGGUCCCCGGACGGGCGCCACGUGGCCAUGAUGCCGCACCCGGAGCGCUGCGUGUUGCGCUGGCAGUGCAGCGUGGCGGCCGCCGCGCCGCAGGGCGCCGCGACCCCGCGCCAGGCGUCCCCGUGGCUGCGCUUGUUCCAGAACGCGUAUGCAUGGUCAUCACAGAUAUAGAUAAGAAAAAAUGUUUGGCUAGCUGUGGGUUCUUUAAGGCCAAUUGCUUAAUCAUGUGUCUAAAUCUAAAUCAGGUGCUGUGAUUGGUUGUUUUUCUUGUUACACUGUUACACAACCAUCACAAAUUUCCAUAGACAAAAAAAUCUGUCAACAGUUGUUCAGAAUCCAGGGGUAUAGGUCUUAAGGAGAAGGUAUUUUAUGUUAUCGUUAUAAGAAUAGUUUGAUAAGGAAACAAACAUUUUUACUUGAAAAAUAUUUUUAUUUUCUUAUGCUCGAAUAUAGUGAAAAAUAUUGAGCAAAGCUCACUUUAUUUUUAAGUAUACAUUUACAUUAUUAUUUUUAAGGUAAGUUUGUUUUUGAGCCAUAGCUAAGUUAUGGCAGCAAAGCAUUUAAAGGUAUUUUAAAAGUGCUUAGAAAAAGAAACAAAAGAGAAAAGGUCUUCCAGUUUACAUUCCAUGUCCAAAAGAAAUUGUGCCUUAUACAUGCAUUUUGCAUAUUUAUUGUUAAGAAUAUACCUGUGUUGGUUAUUAUAAGUUUUAUAAAAUUAAAUAUUUUUAUAUUUUCCUGUAACUUGAGAACAGUUUUAUAGUUAUGUAUACAAGUUGAGGCAUGAAACCUGUUUAUUACAUAUUUACUUAAUCAAAUAAAGAAAGAUUAAUCUA
Molecule: messenger RNA, 5005 nt
Organism: Trichoplusia ni (cabbage looper)
Lineage: Eukaryota; Metazoa; Arthropoda; Insecta; Lepidoptera; Noctuidae
Product: phosphoribosylformylglycinamidine synthase-like
Biological process (GO): 'de novo' IMP biosynthetic process
Molecular function (GO): phosphoribosylformylglycinamidine synthase activity
Source: RefSeq, a predicted model, not a curated record